AUGACUCCCCUUUCUUCCGAUCUGCAAAACCUGGACCGCGCAUUCCUCAUGCCCACUAGUGCAAGCGGUCGCCGGGGUAGCACCGACUACCGUCCCAGUAUAAGGAAGGCACAAGGUCAUGUUCCGGCAUGCCUGGUCAAUGCUUCAGUGACAUAUUGCAACAACGAUCAAAUCUACGCUUUUGUCUAUAAUCAUGUCCUCAGACUAAAUUUGAAUACUCUACGAUGGGAGCUUGUGGAUAACUAUGGAGAUAUCCCGGGGGUGCGUAUGGGGCACACUGCCACUCUUUACCAAGGUGAUAAGCUUGUUGUUUUUGGUGGAGAGAAUGAACACCGCGAAUAUCUUUCAGAUGUAGUUAUCCUGGACAUCCCCACUUCCACUUGGAGCCAGCCGGAAAUCCGUGGACCGAUACCGCGAGGAAGGGCUCGCCAUGCUGCCGUUAUCUACGAUGAAAAGCUUUUCAUCAUAGGGGGUGUCACCGGAGAGAACAACGUCAUCCUCGAUGAACUGUCGUACCUCGACCUCAGGACUUGGACAUGGUCUCGUACGUGGAGAUUUACCGCCCGAUUUGAUCAUAUCGCCUGGGUCUGGGGUGACAUUUGGUGGCUCGACCUCAAAGGCAUUCCAUCGCUUGGAAUGACUGCUUCGCAAGACGGAGUGUUUAGUAGUCCAUCACAGCAGCUGCCUGGCCGGUCCAGUAGCUAUGCGGCAAAUUCGGGAAGCGUCCAAGUUCGCAAUUCCAACCGGCGGAAGCCGAUUGCUCCAGGUGCCAUAUCUUGUCUUCGAUUCACGUCUGGUCCCCACGUACCGGCACUGUUCUCUGGGACCCACUUCCACGCCUAUGCAUCAGGGGUUCUCCUCGAUCUGAUCACUCCGUCAGAAACAGUGCGCACUUACGAGUGUAAUCUUUCAUCCUUGGAGCUUGAUUCCUUACGCUGGCAAAGAUUAGCAGAUGGCCAGGAAAUCUUCAAGCCCGGCUAUCGAUGGCAUUACUGUACUGUCAAUGCCAGUGGUACGAAGGCGUGGCUUCUUGGCUGCAAUCUCGAUGUUGGCGCUACUCCAGGCACUGGUGAUGAGAAUCAUAUGAGCGAUGUAUUAUGCAUCGACUUGGAGAGGUAUGGCCUACUGGGAAAUGAAAUGACAGCUCUCUCGCCUGAUCAGAGUAGAGCACAGCUGUCUGAAGGGCCGGAGCCUCUAUUUUUGUCCAGCCUAGGUUCCGACCUCCUGGCUGUGUUUGACCAAGCACCAGAAUCGGGCAGUGGUGCGGAUUUCAUAGUCACCGCCAACGCAGAUGACCAAGUGGAAUCAGAUGACCUGGGGGAUUUUGCUGCUCUGCCAGGAUCACAGCCAGCCUUCCUUUCUCCUGGCGUACCCACCUCCCCUCCAAUCCACGUGCACCGGAUCAUUUUGCAGCUGAGAUGGGGUCAUUUUAAACGGCUCUAUUCCGCGCAAAUGGCCGAGUAUCAUUCCAAGAGAAUGCACAUUCCCGAGCCUUACACUGUGGUCCGCGCGUUCCUCUACUAUUUGUAUACGGACAGCAUUUCGGGUCAUCCGGAGCAUUGCCCUGACAUCAUUGACGUCGCGGGCAUGCUCGUCAUGGCGAAUCUAUACGACAUGCCCAAAUUGCGCCUUUUAUGUGUCAACCGAUUGAGCCGCGAGCUGGAUGUAGAGAACGCAGCGAUCAUUUGGGAACGAGCCGGUCGGACAAAUGAGGGAUGGCUGAUGCGCCGGGCCGCCCAAUUCUGUCUCAGCAACUGGGGUCGGGUUGUGCGGACCGACGGUUUCAAGUCUCUCAGUCGACAGAGUUUGAUCCAGCUAUGUGAGGUGGUUGAUAUGGAGGGUCGCGUUAUUGCCGGGCCCGAGUUAGAAUUGGUGGGAGCGCUUGGAUCCGACGCUCUUGGCCCAGGUCGAGAUUCCAAGCCUCCACAGUUGGCUGUCCCAGGCACUAUGGCCGAGGAGGCGGAUGAUCUAGAGGCAGAUGACAUCGAAGCCAUGGAAAUGUCAUGA
Molecule: messenger RNA, 2007 nt
Organism: Aspergillus tanneri
Lineage: Eukaryota; Fungi; Ascomycota; Eurotiomycetes; Eurotiales; Aspergillaceae
Product: Kelch motif domain protein
Exons: 5
Coding region: 1-2007 (668 amino acids)
Molecular function (GO): protein binding
Source: RefSeq, a predicted model, not a curated record